UCUUCGUGUCGCUGUUGCGCUACGAUUCGCUCGUAAUCGCGUUACGGUAGUCGGUUCUUUGCCGUAUGGUGCGUAACGGGUGCGUAUCGUAUACGCAUCGAGUGCAGGUCUUACUGCGGACCUAACGGACAGCGAAAAUUCCUUUUUUGGAUAAUGAUUCUUAAUAUUGAAAAAAGUGAAUUUUUUGAACCGGUCAGCAAUAUGACGCCUAACUCAGAAACGGUCACUAAGAAGGACGGAUACAUUUAUGCCGAUGAAAUAACCAAGGAGAAACAACGCCCGCCGAUUUACAAUCCGGAGGACUACGCGUUAAUGCUGAAAAAAUGGGACAAAAAAUCGAGCAACGGAGGCCUGAUGUCCCUCUACUCGACCUCGAGUCCGGACAUGGAAAGUCCACGGUCCCAAAACAACUCGUUUCGCGACUACCGGAAUCCCAUGCUGAUCUCGUCGGGUUCCGAAAUGACCCUGAGGCAAUUCGGAACCGUUUCGGAACUGCUCGCGAAACUAAAAACCGAUUUGAGGUUGGCGUUUCCUAGCUUCGUCCAAGAAUUCGUGGCUGAUCCCCUAGAUGGCGUGACCCUUCUGAUCCAUCUCCUACGGGCUAUCCAGCUCAGCCAGUCCAACACGAUUAUCCAUGGAUCACCUGGCACCACUGGCAAAAUCCCACCUUCAUUACAAAGACGUGCUUUACUGGAUGAACUUUCCUGCUUGCAAUGUCUUCUGAGUUGCUGUACCAGGUAUUCUGAGUCGCUCAGAAAGCUCAUCUCAUCAUCAGCGGGACUCUUUACUGUGGCAGUUUGCAUCAUGAGCAACGUGAACAAAUCGAGGAUUAUCGCAUUGCAGUUGUUGGCUAGGGCCUGUGAACCUUCGAUAGGGGGUCACUCAGCGGUCUCAGAAGCAAUGUCGACCCUACGUCUGCGCUUUGGAGAACCCGCGAGGUUCAGGUUCUUGGUGGGCAUGAUGUUGUCGACGGGAGGUCAAAAGGAGCUGGUGACGUCAGGUCUGAGGUUCCUAAAUCGAUUUAUUGAUACCAGCGGGUCGUCUCAAAAGAGGCUGUACAUACAGUCUGAGCUGGAACAAGCGGGAUUUGACAUUGGAGUAAUUAAAGACAAUAUGACUGCCCCUGGAUCAGAACAUUUGCAAGAGGAGAUUCUUUACUGGGAAAGGAAUUACAUUAGUCUAGACAAUAUAGUCUUCACUAAAGAGGUGCUGCAGAAAGAGAAUUCUAACCUAAAAGAGAAGGUGGCUAUGCUAGAAAAGAAAGUGAAGGCUCUGCAAGACGAAAAAGGAAUCUUGAGUUACUCAGAAAAGUCCCUUAAGGACCGCUGCAGCGAACUCCAAUCGGAAAUACGCUCCCUAAAGUCCACGAGAUCACUGAUGGGCUCUUACACUAAAAAAAGACACGACUCGACCCCAAACGAAGACGAAGGCAUCUCAUCAUCUGAACGCAGUUUAACCUCUGAAGACGACCAAAUUUACCAACCAAAUUACCACCCUUUAACUGAAACAAACCAUGCACAAGAGCAAAAUGAAGGAGAAGAAGAAGAAGAAGAGGAUGAUGAUAAAACCACUAUAGAUGAAGUCAUUGAAGAACUAAGAAACAUCGUGAAUGCAGAGUCCAAAGAAGACAAACGAAUAGAAGAGGCCCAAGUGGCUGGCAAACUGAAAAUCCACAUCGAUGCAGACGACUAUGCCAUAGCAACGGAAAGCGAAAUCGUUCCGGAAGAGUUGCAUCCGAAACCACCGCGUAGGGCCAAGAGCUUGGUGCAUCUGUUUGUACCCUCAGACGGCUACUACUAUCCCAAAGAGUUGUUCUUCGAAAACGAAACUCCUUACACGAGCGUCAACGGGUCUGAUUCGUUGAUCAGCGCCUCAAAAUAUCGCGAUAACCAUUUGGAGGAUAAAUGCGAUGCCGUGCCAAAGUACCAUCAAGAACUUGCGAGGCAAAGGACCAAAAGCAAAAGCCUGGACAGGGUCGAAGACGGUCUGGAAACGAUGGUGGAUAUCGUGGUGACCGGACCUCAAAAACGCCCUCCGACGGUCGUGAAAAGCGUUUCGAAUGUUCACGUAAAAAGCACCUUCAGGCCGCGAUUCGGCUCGUGCUCGGAAGAUAAACAGAAGAUGUUCUUGCCGCCGGCGAACGAGGUUUCCUACUAUUUUCCGCGGUUGCAAGAGAAGAAAUUGAGUAGCGCGGCGAGUUUUUUGAUUAAAAGGGGACACGAAAAUGCCGGACUGUUUUCCGGACAAAAUUGCCGAAAGAGCAGACUGGGACGGAAAAAUGGGGACUUUUUGUCUUUGAGCAGCGACUCGAUGUUGGGCAGGGUCACCGAUUUGCCAUCAGGGUUGUACUAGAGAUUAAGUUAGUACCAUUUAAAAAUUGUGCAAUAUAUAAUAGUUAGAGAUCAAGUGGCCGGUCACUAUGGUUAAUGUGACUUUAGGUUAAGAUAAGAUAGUGCAAAGGAUUGUAUUGAUUAAGUUGUUAAAAUAAACUAUUGUACUCUUUUUCGUA
This is a messenger RNA of Anthonomus grandis grandis, 2509 nucleotides long. RefSeq lists its product as uncharacterized. The record is from RefSeq and is a predicted model, not a curated record. Gene Ontology annotation, molecular function: small GTPase binding; actin filament binding. Gene Ontology annotation, cellular component: cytosol. The transcript is spliced from 9 exons. Bases 154 to 2352 code for a protein of 732 amino acids. NCBI's taxonomy places the organism in Eukaryota, Metazoa, Arthropoda, Insecta, Coleoptera, Curculionidae. Gene Ontology annotation, biological process: cortical actin cytoskeleton organization; cell migration; regulation of cell shape.